This is a messenger RNA of Seminavis robusta, 2376 nucleotides long. Lineage: Eukaryota; Bacillariophyta; Bacillariophyceae; Naviculales; Naviculaceae. The record is from the annotation of a GenBank genome assembly.
AUGGACAACAACAACAAUAACAAGAUGGAUAACAACAAAAAUGACAUGGGAGAAGACAUUGCGAAUCCCUCCCAAGGGGAUAUCGGACGAGAGACUCCAAAUAUUGCUCCUGGUGGAGCAGACUUGGGAGGCAUCACGAUUAUUGGUGGAAAUGGUGAAUCUCAGUGGAUAACUCCUUCGCCAAUCAACCCUCCAGCACCUGCAACUCCUGGUACACCCAAUCCAACAUUGGGAAGCACACCAAGUCCAAUCACUGUUCAGACACCCCCGCCUACACUUCAACCAGUGAUGCCACCUCCAGUACCACCGCCUUCAUCCCCGCCACCUUCAUCCCCGCCACCUGCAAACACUCCCAAUCCAACACGCGACAUUCCAGGAGGAAUGGGUGGUGCUGCUCUUGGCCCACUGACGAUAAUCAAGUAUACAGGCAACCCCGAGCCGGCUACACAACCCCCCACAACUGGAGCUCCAAUGACGCCCGAGCCGGCUACACAACCCCCCACAACUGGAGCUCCAAUUACGCCCGAGCCAGCUACACAGCCUCCCACAACUGGAGCUCCAAUGACGCCAAGACCCGUGACAACUCCGCCAACGACGCCAAGCCCCGUCACAAAUCCACCAAUGACUCAAAGCCCCAUCCCAGUUACAAAUCCACCAACAACAUCAAUCCCAGUUACAAAUCCACCAGUAGCCCAAACUCCUCUCACAAAUCCACCAGUGACCCAACCCCCUGUCGCCAAUCCACCAGUAACCCAACCUCCUGUCACCAAUCCACCUACAACCGAAAGCCCUGUCACAAAUGCACCAAUCACGAGCCCUCCAUCUGCAGAUCAAUCACAAGAGCCAAAAUGGAACGAGAAUAUGGUUUGUUUGAAUACAGUCUAUACUGAUGUUGUCAUUGUAGGGGCCGGCAUGGCAGGGGUUUCUGCGGCCGUCACCUUGCAAAAUGAGGAUCCCAACCUAUCCUAUGUGAUUCUGGAAAGCACAGAUCGUGUGGGAGGGCGGGUAAAGAGCAUGACUUUUGGAGUCCAAGGGAAUGAAUGGACGGUUGAAGACGGGGCGAACUGGAUUAUGGAGUUCAAGAACAACCCGAUGUGGGCAUUGAUGGAACAGUACGAUUUUCAAACUGCGUUCAACGAUGUUGAAGACUACACAGUAUACAAUGAAUUUGGACAACUUGUGGACCCUGACAUCUACCAAGACAAGAUGGACAAGCUCAUGGAUGCCUGGGGAAAAGCCGUCGAUGAUGCCGAUGAACAAUGGACUUCUAACCACGAGGGGUAUGCUGAUUUGGGCGUGCGGUACCUCUUGCAAAAGUACGGCUGGAGGGUUCCAGACGAUGCAUCCGGGAACUUGGACUUUAUGGCGGAGUUCUAUAUGUUGGACUGGGAGUAUGCAGCGAGAGACACUUCCGUUCGAUACUUUCCGUAUUUCGAUGAAGACGAUUACUAUCAUAUCACAGACCCGCGCGGGUACGAAAUCGUGCCACAGCAAUACUUCCUCAACAACGCCAAUCGAAACAGUCUCAAGACAAAUUCUCGCGUCGUCAAGAUUGCCUACAAUGAAGCCAUUCAAAACAAUGGCAAAAACUAUCAAGCCGUUGUCACGGCGAUGGAUGGUUCGACAACUUGCACCAAUUAUGUGGCUCAGAGAGUCAUCUCAACCGUCUCCAUUGGAGUCCUCAACCAUGACUUGAUCGCCUUUGACCCACCCCUCCGAUACCCACAUGAGAAGUACUCUCCCUACUCCAUGGCCCUGUAUGUCAAGGUUUUCUAUCAAUUCCCAGUCAAAUUUUGGGAUACGACUGAAUUCAUUUUGACUGCUCGACCUGUGGGUCAACGAGGUCAUUGCCACCAUUGGCAAAAUAUGGACUUGCCACAAUUCAUGCCAGGCAGCGGGAUUAUUCGAUGCGAAAUGAUGACGGAAGCCUUCAACGAGCUGAAACACUCGGAAACAAAUCAAUUGACAGACGAAACAUUAUUGGCUUUGCUAGAGCCCCUUCGAAUCACAUACGGAGCAGCCACUGUGGGAACACCCCUGGCCAUGUACUACACACAAAACAACAAUAAUGUUGACUUUGGUUACGGAUCGUACGCCAAUUGGAAAAUUGGCAAGACUUUCACCGACUAUGCGCACUUUUUCGGCGGAAUUCCCAAUGUGGUCAACCAUUGCGAUCACAAUGGCUGUUCUGAUUCUGGUGAUUGGGUGCUGCACUUUUCAGGGGCGGCAACAUGUUAUGUCUAUGCCGAGUUUGUGCACGGUGCGUAUUGGGCCGGAGAAAGGGAUGCCAACUAUGUGCUCGAAUCUUUGGGGUACAAUGUCAAGACCGACAAGAGUCCCUGUGAUGAAGACUGGAAAUGGUUUGACGACAGGUAG